CCACUGGCUAUUCUGAAUGUUUUUUCUUGUUCCUUUGCUACAACACAGCUGAAAUAAUGGUUGAAUUACCCCUUUAAGCCUGUUAAUCACCUUCUGAUUUACAUCAGGUUAAGCAGAUCAUGCAUGACCUCUGUUCAAGUGUUUUUUUUAUUUAUUUUGUUGGAAUUUCUUUUCAUAUUGUGACUUAUCUCUUAUUACAUGUCACAUGAUUUCAUAAGACUAUAAGAUAGAAUAAGGAACGUUAUAGCGCCUUACAUACCCAUGAUCUAAAAUAUUCCUAUCUCAGACGCACGUACGGUUCCAAAAAGAUACUUUCCAUUUUUAUCACACCGAAGUUUCCUAAAAUGUCCUCUUAAACAUUGGCAGACGGUGAGAAAUAUCUUGUGCCUGCGCUUUAAAAAAAAAUCUAUUAUUAUCCGUCGGCGAGGUAAGCUGGUCCUUUCAGUGGGAGAGGGAAUCCCUCAACGUCACCAAGGAUACCAAACACAACACCGAGACAAAUAUGGGCAUGUACGUCAUCGGAACUUCGGGGGAGGGGCUUGAACGGUAGAAAUGCCUCGGUUGUACUCGAGGCGGAUGGAUUCAUUCAUAACACAAGAUCUACUACUGGGCACCGUAACACCGGCGUCCCGUUACCGGACUUUAUGGAUCUGUAAUCGCACGUUUUUUGUGUGUGUGUCACGAGCGGGAUUUAGAAGCGGGGAAAAGCGCGAGGCUUUUUACAGCCAAAUAACGACAAGAAGAGGAGUUCUCGAAGAGGAGCACUUUCUCCCUCUUCGAGCUGGAUUAAGUUUAUUCAUGCAACUUUUUUGGAGAGAAACCAAAUCCUUCUCACCGGGAAAAAACAAAAAUAUUGACGUCCCUCUGUAACCCUCUUGUGUGUGCAUGCUGCCCGGCCCGCUGCAGGUGACAUCGGACGCCCUCUGGUUCCUGCAGGUGCCUCGUUCCCUCUCGGUCCCCCCGGGGAGAUGUUCCAAGGGUUCCCCGGCGACCCCGACAGCGGAUCCCGUGGAAGCUCGUCUCCGUCCAUAGAGUCUCAGUACCUGUCCUCCGUGGACUCCUUCGGGAGCCCGCCCACCACCAGUGCUCCGCAGGAGUGUGUGUCAGCAGGCGCUGGCUUGAGCAUUGUGGGCAGUGGGCCAGGGAGCAGUGGCGGAGCUGAGAUGCCCGGUUCAUUUGUGCCCACUGUCACCGCCAUAACCACCAGCCAGGACCUGCAGUGGAUGGUCCAGCCGACCCUCAUCUCCUCCCAGGCCUCUGGGCAGAGCGUUUCCACCGCCACCACAACCAUGGCCCAGCCGGUGUCACUGGUGGACCCUUACGACAUGCCGGGUCCCAGCUACUCCUCGGGGUCCGGGUUCACCCCUCCGAGUUCUGAAACUCAGGGGCCAGUCCCGGGCCCCAUCCGCCAGUCCAGACCCCGCAGCCGCCGUGCACGUGACGAGUCUGUGAGUGAAGAUGGAGAUGUUGGUGUGUUACUAACACCUGAAGAGGAGGAGAAGAGACGUGUUCGCAGAGAGAGGAACAAGCUGGCUGCUGCCAAAUGCAGAAACCGCAGACGGGAACUCACCGACAGACUGCAGUCGGAGACUGACAUACUGGAGGAGGAGAAAGCAGAGCUGGAGGCUGAGAUCUCGGAGCUGCAGAAGGAGAAAGAGCGUCUGGAGUUUGUCCUGGUGGCCCACCAGCCAAACUGCAAGAUUCCGUACCAGGAGCAGGCUCAGCAGGGCUCGGUGCAGCUCCCUCCCGUGCAGUCCCAGAUCCCUCCCCAGUCCUUACAGCCUCCUCCCGUCUCCAUCGUGGGCUUGACUGUGAAGGAGGACUCUUUCUAUCUCCCUCCUGCCUACGCGGCCCACCCGGCCUCCUCGCAGCCCCAGCCUCGGGCCCCGCAGCAGCCGCAGCAAGUCCAGCCGCAGCCCCAAGCAGGGAUGAUGCAGGAGGUAGAGUUUUCUAGUUCUUACUAUGGCUCGAGCGAGCCCGCUCCUGGUGGGCCGUGCCUCGUGGCCAGUGACAGUGGUGGUGGUGUUAACCGUGACGAUGCGGCCGCUGGCAGUUACAGCACCUCAUACACAUCUUCAUUUGUGUUCACCUACCCAGAGGGAGCCUGCGGGGUCAGCGCCAACCAGCGGAACAGCAGUAGCGAGCAGUCAUCCGAUUCCCUGAACUCGCCUUCGCUGCUGGCGCUCUGACUGACCGACAGACACACACAUAACGCCAAGCACACACACCACUGGAGGUAGAGGCGGAGACACCCAACACAUCAUAUCUGUCUGACAGGAUGAGGAUUAGCCAAUCGUUCCAGCCUGAUUGGGUUAAAGUUUACACAUUGGAGAAUGGAUUCCAAUUAAGAGCCAUAAAAAUGAAAUGUUGCACAUCAGACCUAACCUUUAACACAGAGCUGAAACAAGAGAGCAAUCCUUUGUUUUUCAGCACAGCAGAGCACGAUUAAUGCGUAAAAAAACACAAAAUGACCAAUUUGAAGUGCUCUGAGUUACAACAUUGAUUCACAAUGAAUUCUUUUAUUCAAAUACUCUCAUUGAGUAAACGACACAUUAAUGCUACACCCCAACACACACCAGAGCCCCCAACUUGUUCCCUCUGUYGGUUGCCUCUUUGCUAGUGCUCCUGCUUUUCAUUCUUUUCCAUUAUUAUUUUUUUUCUCCUGUUUCCCCCGCCUCUCUUGUUGAAUGUAUUUAUGGACCGAGGACAAUCAGUUCAGGGUCUUUUCACGGGCGACAGACUGCUCGCUCACCUGUAGCACUUCAUCAUCUGCUCGCCUUUCCUCUGCUUCCUCAUUUUGCUGCUUGGACUUGACAAGUUUGGAGCGUCUUUGUGCUUUUCUCCUCUCAUCUCAGACAAAACAAAACAAAAAAAAAAUCUCUUCUGCCGUACCUGCCAUGCGACCCAUCUCUGUUUUCUCCUCUUCUGUCUCUAUAUUUCUCCCUCUCUUUGAAGUCUUCGACCACUGAGAGCCCAGAGACCCCCUCCAGCCCCUGGAACCUUGAGUGAAAAAGCCGGCACAACUAACCCAUUCCCCAUUUUUUGCACAUGCAAGGACACGGAACGCAACCCAUCCCAAAACAGAAGAAGAAAAUCUCUUUUCUUGGAGAUCAUUUGCUCAGAUAUUUGYUGCAUAAAGACGGACGCCAUCGUCUUCUGCUGAGCCAUUUUUUUUUGUUUGUUUUCAACGUAAACAUUCAUGCCGUGAAGAUUAGACACGUUUGGGUUUGAGGAAAGUGAGAAAAAAAACUGAGGUAAGGAGAGCAGGCGACAAGGACCCUGAUGGAGAGAGAAAGUCCUGGUCAUCGACCAAUAAAAAAAACAAAAGAGCUGAAUGGUUUACAUACAAAGCAAAAACAAUAAAAAAAAUCAAAAACUAAGAGAAAGACGAGAAAACGUUUGAGAAAAACACCAUGUUUCACACCUCUGAGCUGAAGAAACAGACGUCUGGUCGCAGCUCGGAGUUUAUCAGAUGUGAACCUUCAUUUAAAGGAGGGACUUUUUAUUAUUCAUUUUUAAUUAAAAGGAAAAAAAUGUGUUUCAGACAACCUCUACACAUUGGGCUCAGUGAGUGAGGUGCCGCCGGGCCCGUUUAUUUCUUUCUUUGUGGAGGUUGAUGUGGUGAUUGAGCACAAAAUGCAAAAGCAACACCUGGUUGGGGGGAUAAAAAGAAAG
Molecule: messenger RNA, 3675 nt
Organism: Austrofundulus limnaeus
Lineage: Eukaryota; Metazoa; Chordata; Actinopteri; Cyprinodontiformes; Rivulidae
Gene: fosb
Product: FBJ murine osteosarcoma viral oncogene homolog B
Exons: 5
Coding region: 969-2189 (406 amino acids)
Biological process (GO): regulation of transcription by RNA polymerase II
Cellular component (GO): nucleus
Molecular function (GO): DNA-binding transcription factor activity, RNA polymerase II-specific; RNA polymerase II cis-regulatory region sequence-specific DNA binding
Source: RefSeq, a predicted model, not a curated record